AUGGCCUACGAUGGGUACCAGUCGCAUCCCAAUCCGGGCUAUCAGACGGGCAUGGGCAAUAUGAAUAACGACCCCAACGAAGCACAUGGCUAUGCCCCAUCCCCCCCUUAUCCCCAAUACUAUGAAUCCGACCAUAUCAACAUGCCCCAUCCACAGAUGCCGUCCAGCACAUCACCAGCUCCUGUCCAGCAAAACUACGAAUACCCAGAACCACCCCGACCGGGCAAUACGAACUCUGGCCAUAUCAACGACGCUGUCAACUCAGCUGUGUAUAACAACGCAAACUCCAACUCUUAUCUUUCUCCCGAAGUCCUGUCGCAGAUCACCUCGACCGUUAUCCAGCAGCUCAAGGCAUCUGGCAUGGGCGACAUGCAAUCCCCUCAAAACACCCAACAACAAUACCCACCCCCACCUCCUCGACCACAGUCAUAUUCGCAGGCCCAGCAGCCCUCCUGGGCACCCCCACCAGCCGAUCUCCCACUACGUCCCCAGUCUGAAUCCCCCCCAGUUCCACAUGCGCAACGAAGUGGGUCUAUCCCGCCUCCAGGUGCAAUGCCAAAUAGCUUCGACAUUCCGCAGCCCUAUUCUGGCUAUACAAGUGAUACCCGAGCUGGCUCCAAGCCGUCACAGGAUCCGAUGGCGCGCAGAAGCGGCUCGAUCUCCAGCCAGGGCAGUGUGAAAACAGAGUCCCGACCCAAACCACCGGAUCGAGAUGCAACGGUCAUGGAGAUGACAACACUGGAGAAAGUUUGGGGCAAGCUUUUUGCAGAUGAUAAGCCGACGAAGAGGCUCGGACAAUUUUUGCGCGGAAUUGCGAUGCAUCUGAUUGAGGAUUACCCUCCCCGGAACACUAUUGUUAUUGUUCCACAGAAGCUGCAGAAGUUCUACGCAGACACACAGGUGCCAGCUGAUGCAAAUUAUCCAUGGAAAGAUAUUUUCGAUGACAACACUUCUUCUAUCUCUAGACUGUUCCGAGAAAUCAAGGCCGAGCAUCACCUCGUCCAGCUGGAUGAUCUCACGCAGCGACCUGAUAUUCCUGGCCUGACGCCCAAGGGUUUCGAGAUAUGGGCUACACUCAUGAUCCAAGCCCAUCCGGACCGUGAGUACGCACGCCUGCAGAAGGCCGUGCUCAACAUGCCGAUCAACAACCCGGACGACAGGAAAGAGCGAUUCCCCAAAGAAAUCCCCCGGCGCCUGUUCCCCGAGGUCGCGGAUCUGAAGAUACGAGAAACCGUAGAGUUGCACAUCAUGAAGCACUGCGGCGUCGAUCUCCCUGCCAUCACCGAUGAAGAGCGAGCGAAAGCCAACCGCCCAAAGACCUCUCCUGUCAACAGCGGUCGCCGUAGUGGUUUCAACAGCUCGAGAACCUCUUCUGCCGAAAGAAGUCGUUCUUACGAGCGAGGACGACCCCCACCAGCUGCUUCAUCGUCCACCGCCGUCCUGGACGAUGAAGAUGAAACCAUCGCCCCAGCCCCCAUUGAACGUGAGCGAAAGCCUUACUCUGCCAAUCCUGGGGGUGGAAAGGUCUACAAUGAAUCCGAAAAUCCUCGCAGUCACAGGGAGUCUUUCACCGCACGGCCAUCAGAUAUGCCGUCUCUAUCCACUCCCAGCCACCGAGCUUCGACCUCCACCAUCCAGCGCUCCCCAACUCGGGACUCCCUGUAUGCCCAGCGCACUGGUUCCGGUCCGGCCCCUCACUCUCGGCACUCGGGUGGGCGCACUCGCACAUCGCGCAGCUCUUCGCGCAGUGUCGAUGGGUACAGACACUCGGAAAGUGACUUGCUAAGCCGGGAACAUACUCCGCGAUACGGUGGCGUGUCAGCGAAUGAUUUGUAUGUGGGUUCUCCGACUUCUAUGUCAUCUGAUGCAGAUGAUACUGCCCGUCGCCAUGCCUCGCACCGCAAUAGUCGCACCGAUGAAGAUUACUACCGUGGUAUGCUUGGUGGACAAGGAGGAGGUCCCAAGUAUUACUGA
This is a messenger RNA of Penicillium verhagenii, 1974 nucleotides long. RefSeq lists its product as uncharacterized. The transcript has 3 exons. Lineage: Eukaryota; Fungi; Ascomycota; Eurotiomycetes; Eurotiales; Aspergillaceae. The record is from RefSeq and is a predicted model, not a curated record. The coding region runs from base 1 to 1974 and encodes 657 amino acids.